CGCACUCUGGCCACGUCGCAGAUGGAUCGCAGCGGGAUCUGAACCGCUCGCUCGGCAACUGAUACCAAGUCAACAAACACACGAGACGACGGGACGCUGAUAUAAGGGGGAGGAGGGUAAGAGAACUCUACGAGGGGCGGAAACUUGGUCCGACAAUUUCCCUCCCAUCUUCACCCUCGACUCGAACUCGAACUCGAUAGCCGCACCCUCGACCGAUUGCCCACUCGUCCUCCAAGUCGCCAUGCUGUUCGCCGUGGUCGCAACGCUUGUCGGCGGCCUGUCGUCGCUUGCCGCGGCCAAUCUGCCGGGCACGCUGCCCUCGUACCACUACGGCGCCCCGAUCCACGUCGAGUGCAUGAACCGAAGCUCUGACACGGGCGAGCACGUCGAGCUGGCCAACCACCAGCUGCAAUGGAUCCCGUUCCCGACGUGCAACGAAACCGGCGAGCCGCUGCAAUUCCAGUACGGCGUCGAGACGGAGCUCAACUGCACCAUCCCCCUCAUCACCGACCCCUUCUUCCACCUGCUCGAGUUCUACAUCCACAACGACGCGCCCCUGUCCUGCCGCCUGCCCGCCCGCCCGCCCGCCCACGUCGAGGUCGUCGGCGAGAAGCUGCCCGAGCAGGAGUACAUCCCCCUCAUCUUCGCCCUCGCCGGCACCCUGCAGCUGAGCCACAUGCACAUCAGCACCCACAUGAACGUGCUGCUGCACAGCAUGCCCAAGCACCACCCGCACCACCACGACAGCGGCGUGCUCGACUCGGCCGUCUCCUACAGCACCAGCCCGCUCAGCCACAUGACGGGCUCCUUUAGCAAGAAGCUCGUCAUUGGCGAUCCCCUGCCGCUGACCUUUUCCGUCCGCUGGUUCCCGACCCCGAUGCUGCCCAAGACGGAGGGCAAGGUGGAGUGGCAGGGCCUGGGCGGGCACAUUUACGCCAGCACCGUCUUUUACAGCCUCGUUUCGUUCAUCGCUGGCAUGCUGGUGGCUGGCAUGUACACCAUGGGCGUCAUCCUGCCGCGGAGGCUCAAGGGACGGUCCAUGGGCGGAGCUACGCCGCUGGGAUACGGGGUGGGCAAUGGCUGGGGAUACUCUAAGAGGAAGGACUAAAGGUGGUUGAGGAAGGGCUGAGUAUAGUGUUUCUUUUUUGCGUGUUCCUGUAUGUAACGGAUAUGGCGU
Trichoderma reesei QM6a is the source of this 1177-nucleotide messenger RNA. RefSeq lists its product as uncharacterized. Bases 242 to 1108 code for a protein of 288 amino acids. Lineage: Eukaryota; Fungi; Ascomycota; Sordariomycetes; Hypocreales; Hypocreaceae. The record is from RefSeq and is a predicted model, not a curated record. The transcript has 2 exons.